Messenger RNA from Cynara cardunculus var. scolymus (artichoke), 1025 nucleotides. Its product is annotated as dynein light chain, cytoplasmic-like. Gene Ontology annotation, biological process: microtubule-based process. The record is from RefSeq and is a predicted model, not a curated record. The transcript has 2 exons. Lineage: Eukaryota; Viridiplantae; Streptophyta; Magnoliopsida; Asterales; Asteraceae. Gene Ontology annotation, molecular function: dynein intermediate chain binding; dynein light intermediate chain binding. The coding region runs from base 67 to 915 and encodes 282 amino acids. Gene Ontology annotation, cellular component: dynein complex.
CCCCCAAACAUCAAACAGAUCCCUAAAGAUAACCUUCCAUUUUCACCACCACCACCACUGUGUAAAAUGUCACACAACUCUAGUCACCGGCGAAACUUUCCGGUUCCUAACCCUGAAAUACCCAUAGAUCCCCAUCAUCGCAAACCCACAGAUCCUUCCAUCACCACCGUCCAAAACAUAUCCAAUCACUUCUCAAGAUUGUACUUGAAUCAUAAAGCUCGUUCUUCCUUAACUCAACCUAUUUCCGACAGCAGCUCCACCACCGCCUCUUUGACCAAAUCACAGAGUCAAAGAACCAGAGUUGCCCAAAAAAGAGGGAAACCCCAUUAUUAUUACACCAAUAAACCAGUGAAGGAACAUCCCCAAACCCUUGAUGAAGAACCAGAAGACAACAUCAAAAGAGCCAUUGUUGUUAGCAGCAGCAAAAUACCCACCAAGAAAGAAGAAGAAGAAGAAGAAGAUGUUAAAGGGUAUGUGAAUUUGAUACAGAAAAGUGGGGAUGAUGAUGAUGUGAAAAAAUUACAACUUCUUUAUGAUGUUAAAAAACAGCAAUCUUUAGGAAUGGUGAGGGGCAGGAGGAGGUCAUUUGGAGGAAGCUCACAAGCUGAGUUGGCUGAUUUCUUUGCUUGUAAUGGUGUCAAAGUGGUUUCUGCUGAUAUGCCUCCUUAUAUGCAAAUUCAUGUUGUUGAUGUAACAAGAAAAACUUAUGAUAGCUUGGAGAAGUUCACUGCCAAAACCCUUGCUUUGACUCUAAAAAAGGAGUUUGAUGGGGUAUAUGGACCAGCAUGGCAUUGUAUUGUAGGAUCAAGUUUUGGAUCAUUUGUGACACAUUCGGUGGGUGGAUUUAUGUAUUUCUCCAUGGAUCAGAAGCUAUAUGUUCUCCUGUUCAAGACUGCUGUUCAAAGAGCACAUUGAUGAUAUAGAAGAGAAAUAGUGUAACCAGUUGUACCUCAUGCAUCAAUAGUUGUAUUCCAAUGCCUGAAACAGUGGCUCCUACAAGUAAAUGGAACAUAGUUUCUUUCAAA